GCGCAUACUGUGGCAGUCACGUGACGGAAACGUGCACGCAGGAUUAUCGCCCGGGUAGAAAACGCGAGGAAAAAUGACCGACAAGAAAGACGGCGAAACCUUUGAUGUUUUGGAAUUGGCAGAGCAUGUCAAGAAACAAAGGUGGUGGAACAAAAUGUUUGGCAAAAAUAACUCUGGACCUGUGGCUGAGAAGUACUCUGUUGCAACACAGCUGGCCAUUGGAGGAGUGACUGGCUGGUGUGCAGGGUACUUGUUUCAGAGAGUCGGGAAGGUUGCUGCAUCAGCUGUUGGUGGAGGAUUCUUUCUGCUCCAGAUCGCUCAUCACACGGGCUACAUUACAAUAGACUGGAAAAGAGUGGAGCACGAUGUGAACCAAGCCAAGAAACAACUGAAGCUAAAUACAGAAAAGCCAACCAAAGAAGUGAGAUCAAAAUUCAAUGAGGUGCAGGUGUUUGUCAAGAAAAACAUUGUUCUCACAGGAGGCUUUGCUGGUGGAUUUCUGCUGGGUCUGGCCUCAUAGAUGCGCUCUCUCUCUCUCAUACUACCUUUAUGUCUUAUGAAUGAAGAAUAUCUAUCGAUUACAUAUAUAGCAGAUUACAGCUUUGGAAGUGUGUUAUUGAAGCUUGUAUUACACUUUGCACUCCUUUUUUGUCUGGGCUCUAAUUAAUAGGUUUAGGCAUAUUAUAAUGUAUUCAUCAGGUGUAUUUAAGCAUGCUAGUAUGUAUUUUCAUUACUUUUUUGGACAAGCAUCGUUUUUAUCAUUUGUACCUGUUGCCCUGUUACACUUUUGUUAUGCUCAUAUUUGAACAGUUUGCUAUAUAUUUUUGGUACAAAACAUUUUUGAAACGAAUUUUGUUUAAACAAGUAAAUUGAGUGAAAUUACACCCUUAAAUCCAUAUAUAAACUUAAAAAUACUUAAAAAGUGUAUUAUAGAGCAAAGUGCAUUUAAAUGUUCAAACUCAAGUGAACAUUUUUGUGCACUCUUUAAGUACGUUGUUGUAAUAAAUUGAGACAUGAUUUUAAAAACAAAGGGUGAAUAAAAGGUCAUUUUCUUUUGUUAAAAAUGAUGUAUUAUGUGUUUCCUUUGGCUUUCUACACAGAUCCCUGGUGUAUAUCAUCUUAAAGAGAACCUGUAAACUGUUUUCUCAUUGGUGAUUGAUGUCACUUCAUAAAAUGAGGUUUGGUCAUAAGAUGAAGUAACAAGUAAAUUUACAAAGGCAAAAAAUUAUGUUGUACAGUAUGUAUCAAUGAACAACAUUCGCUCUAAAAUGCAUUACUGGGUAUAAUAAAAUGAUUACA
This is a messenger RNA of Triplophysa rosa, 1299 nucleotides long. RefSeq names its product fun14 domain containing 2 (gene fundc2). Gene Ontology annotation, biological process: autophagy of mitochondrion. The record is from RefSeq and is a predicted model, not a curated record. NCBI's taxonomy places the organism in Eukaryota, Metazoa, Chordata, Actinopteri, Cypriniformes, Nemacheilidae. Gene Ontology annotation, cellular component: mitochondrial outer membrane. The coding region runs from base 74 to 520 and encodes 148 amino acids. The transcript has 5 exons.